Molecule: messenger RNA, 5542 nt
Organism: Symsagittifera roscoffensis
Lineage: Eukaryota; Metazoa; Xenacoelomorpha; Acoela; Convolutidae
Product: protocadherin-16-like
Exons: 12
Coding region: 1-5325 (1774 amino acids)
Biological process (GO): homophilic cell-cell adhesion
Cellular component (GO): plasma membrane
Molecular function (GO): calcium ion binding
Source: RefSeq, a predicted model, not a curated record
AUGUCAACAGCUUGGAAGAAUCACUACAUCAACGAUGCUGAAAAGAUCGAAGUUCGGGAUGCCGACAUUGGCGACACUAUUAUUUUCGAACUGCAACCCGUGAAUCCGGACGACAACAACCUGUUCUCUCUGGACCCUAACUCUGGCAUCCUACGCACAACAGCCAUGCUGGAUACGGAGAACAAAUCCACGCACUCAUUCAUUGUUUUCGCGCGGGACUCGCGAGGCGGAAUUCAGAACGAAGCAGUGGCCCCAAUGAAAGUGUACGUGGACAAUAAGAAUGACUUUUCACCUGUGAUUUCGAACUGCCCGCGACAUUUGGAGGUGUUGGAGGAGCAACGACAGCCACUUUUUGAGAUCUUCAGAGCAAAGGACGAAGACAAAUCAGUGAACGGCGUGAUCCAGUUCUCUUUGAAGUCAGCUGAAGACGAAGAGAACAUCAACUCCAAGUUCAAGAUCACCAAUGACGACAAGGGACACUCGGCCACACUGACUCUGUUGUCCCCGGUGGACAGGGAGGAGAAGAAGGAGUACAGGUUCUAUGUAGUCGCAGAGGACCACGGCGUCCCUCCCAAGAGCCACGCUUGUGAGAUAACGGUGAAUGUUCGCGACAUCAACGACAACAGACCCAUCCUGUCUAUCCCCUACCCAGGAGGAGGGUCCACAGGAGCCGCACACGUGUUCACAGUGUUCGAGGAGAUGUUACAGCUUCCGGAGGAGAUCCAAGUGGUGGCCACUGAUCCAGACAAAGACACUCAGGAUCAGGCAGAUGUCAGAUUCAGUAUUGUGUCGUGCAGUUGUGGCGAAGGUAUCUUCAACAUCGACCAGUUCACAGGGAUAGUCACUCUGUUCAAGCCGCUGGAUUACGAGCAAGUGAAGGAGUGCCGACUGAACGUCUCGGGGACAGACGAGGGCGGGAACGGACUGACUUCCUACAUCGAAGUUGUCACCCAAGUGGUGGGUUUGAACGACAAUCCUCCUAUCUUCCCAGGAGUCAUCCAGAAACACUUCCAAGAGACCCCCUCAUAUGGAGAAUUCAUCACAGAAUUGGCUGUGGAUGAUGCUGAUGAAGAUGACACCAGCGUAUUCAGUUUCGUCGAUGACUCUUCUGCAGUGAAUUUCUACUUGCAAGGAAAUUACAAUGAGAGGCUGAUGGCAAAUCGAGAUUUGACCAACACAAGCUAUCUUUUCCUGGUAAAAGCAACAAACAACCCUCGGUCGCUAACUGCAACAGGUCUGGUGGACAUCACAAUUGGCCCCACCCAGCCAGAAAGAUUGACCUUCUCCCGCGCUUCCUACACCUCUCAGAUCGACGAGGGCUCCCCCUCCGGCACACGUGUGGUCCAGGUGACCGCCAGCAGGGCACAAGGCGGCGAAGAAGGAAGUGAAGGUUCAGUGACCUCCUCGUCACCUGUGACCUAUGCCCUCUUCAGUCCGACUGUGGAGGGAGCACUGAAGAUUGAUGAAUCUUCCGGGGAAAUUUCCGUGAGCAAUUCAAGUUUGCUGGACUAUGAGAAAGUUCAGAAGAUCACAGUGCACGUUCAGGCCACUGCCCAAGUAGAUGACGGAAGCCAAGGCGUGAAGAAGAUCGUCGGCUAUUCGACCGUGGUCGUGACUUUGGGCAACUUGAACGACAAUGAGCCCUAUUUUGUGUCUGACCAUAAUCACAGUACGAUCGCGGAGGGUGAUUACUCGCCUCAGAACCCACUGGCUGUUGGGGAUAUGCAAGUCAGAGACGAAGACGAACGAAGCGAUAGACUGGUGCUCUCAGUCGUCUCAAUCGAACCCCCCACCAACCCACCGGUGUUCCAGUUCAUCAACCAGAUGCUAGUGGCGGUGGGGAAGCUGGACAGAGAGAAGGUGCCAGAGUAUAGAGUGACAGUGAGAGUGACGGACUCGGGUGGCGAGGUGACUCACUGGAGCCAGAAGGUGCUCACUAUAACUGUCAGUGACAAAAACGACAAUCCAGCCAUAUUCUCCAACUUCCCUACGCCUGUGUAUAUCGCAGAAGACACUGAGCCUGGAACUGUGAUUGGAUCAUACGUAGCUGAAGAUGAUGACGCAGUGUCCAAUGUAACAUACAGUCUGGUCAACAGUCGAUCAGCAGACGGAUCCACCUCGACCUUCAUCUUCAAACAGAACGGAGACCUCAUUCUGAACGACGCGCUCAAUUAUGAGAAACAAUCCGAAUACGUUCUCAAGCUGCGCGCCUUUGACGGACAAUUCACGAACGAACGAGAACUCACUGUCAAAGUCGAAGACGUAAAUGACAACAAGCCAGAGUUUGACGAAGACCUCUAUGAAGUUCAAAUAGACAGUGGAAUACCUGUAAACAGUCCAUUCAUCACUGUUCAGGCGACCGACAAAGAUUCCAAGAAGUUCGGUCAAAUAAUAUACAAAUUGAUACUCGAUGAUUGGGAGACUUUUAAAAUCAACGAAACGUCAGGUGCAAUUUGUUCUAAGAAAAGUUUGACUCAAAUACGUGACAAUCAACUGACAUCAGUGACAAUCGAAGCGCAAGACGGAGGUAGUCCUCCCUUGAAAGAGACUGUCAGAGUUGCUAUCAAGGUCAUCGCAAAUCGACAAGCGGAUGAGUCGCCAGUGAUCUUACCCAUAGACACAGUGUCAGUGCCCGAGAACAAGAAAGUGAACUCUGGUAUUUUCCGAGUCAGUGCUCACUUCCCCGACGGGUCAAGAAGCUCUUAUAUCAAGUACCAAUUAGUCUCGGGAAACGAAGAUUCGACCUUCAAGCUGGCCCUUGAAGCGGAGGGAAAUAACUACGGGGCUCUUUUGAUGCUUGCGAAGGAGCUGGAUCGAGAAACGAAGGCCAAGUACGAGCUAAGAGUUCUCGCGUACGACGAGAGAAGACCCAGUCUUAACAGUACUGCCAGUUUUCUUGUUGCAGUCGGAGAUGUAAACGACAUCGAGCCGACGUUCAUAGGACUGCCGUACAGAGCCAAUGUUUCAAUAAAUUCAACUGUCGGCAAAGCGGUCAUAAGAGUUCACGCUGAAGACGGCGACGAAGGCGUGAACUCUCUUAUAACGUACAAAAUUGUUUCCGGUGAUCCAAAUAAUUACUUUAAAAUUGACCCUGAAACCGGUUGGAUUGAACUGUACCAGGUUCUUCCUUUCAAUGUCAAAGAUGAAAUUAAACUAACAGUUAGUGCCAGUGAUCCAGUGUUCACGACGAAAGCGAAUAUCUAUCUUACGAUUCUGAACCAGAAUGCUAACGCUCCGGUUUUCCCAAUGAAUGUGUUCAAUUUCCACAAACAAGAAGGAGCCGAAGAUCUUUAUGCGUUCAGAUUAACGGCUCUCAGUGGUCGCCAGGAACAUCUUGAUGGAAUAGAGUACGACAUUGUAGAUUCUGAGGUACAAAAUGUGUUCGAAAUUGACAAAUACAAUGGAGACGUAUUCUUUAUUUCAUCUCCCGAUUACGAAGCGGCACCUGAUGGUGGCUACACUUUCCACAUUCGAGCUAAGAACUCAAUCGGUCAGUCUGACAUCGCAGUAGUAAAUAUGAUAAUCCAGAGUGUGGAUGAAUUUCCGCCUUAUUUCGAAGACACUCCCUAUAAGUUCACGGUCAAUGCAGAUGCGGAAACGUGGACAAAGGUCGGAGAAGUUCACGCAUUUGACAAUGACAGGGGACCUGAUGGAAUUGUCAAGUACCGAUUCACAAAGAAGUAUCCAAACUUCAAAAUCAAUGAAAGAUCUGGCGAGAUUUUCAUCAAUGAAAGCUUGGAGGAUAACAGAAACUGGCUUCCGGAAAAUACGCAGUCUGAUUCGGGAUUAAUUUCUAUGACCCCACUGCUCGUUGAAGCAUCUUCUGGAAAGGCGAAUUCACUUCACAAAAUUGAAGCGGUAGAAAUAGUUGUUGACGUCGCCUGUUGUGCAGGACUUGUCGCUCCCGCCAAGUCAAGCGAAAAAAGCCCAGUUAGCGGAGUGAUUUUGGCAGUCAUUCUUGUGGCUAUCGUUGUGGGUCUCGUCGUCGGCGGAAUUGCUGUGCUUGCAUGUGUGUUCCAUAGAACUAAGAAUGUCGGCGCUCACCCGCCGUCAGUUUCCGGAUCUCCGACUCAUGCAGAGUCUUAUCAAAACGGAUUCAUGAGCGUACGUGAAGGCAUUUCUCCGGCGCAUUCGACUCCCAGUCGCAAUUCAAGCAUGCAUAUUUACCCGAACACACUCACAAUGCCGAACGGGGGAUUAAUCGGGUUUCCUCAGCACUCACAGCGAUCAGCUGCUUCGAGUGGUCGGGGCUCAGCUAUGAACGACGCUGACUCAGAAAUCAAAAGAAUCAACGACAGGAACUACCUUUUGAACGCAAAGACGCCUGACUUUUUAGCAUACCAGAAAGAUUCCGGCUUCAACGAUAUGCAAGAUAACGUGUCGGUUGACAGCGUCGCGCAGAACAUUGCCGAAGUUAUUUUCGGUGAAGAAGACCAACACGUGUACGCAAGUGCAAGUAUCGAAAGCGUUCAUCCGUUUGCCGAGGAUAUCGGCCGAACAGGAAUGAGUAGUCUCAUCUACUCGAAACUCCAAGAAAUAGGAGCAGAUCAGUUUGAUCCUCAUAAAGGCUUCCAAGGAAGCUUCAAUUCACUUGUGGGCCACGAUUUGCACGAAAACUACAACUGGGAUCAUUUAUUGAACUGGAACCCGCAAUAUCACCAACUUGCCCAAGUGUUUGCGGACAUUGCCAAGUUGAAAGAUGACGGCGAGGGAUCCCCUGGUGCACUACCGGAGCCAUCGCCUCAUCUCUUUGCAAAUGGAAACAUCGCCAAUCAACCUGUAAGCUACACUCUGACGCAACAGAACCAGCAGCCAAUCAUGUCACCAGGCUCUAAAAAGAACUCACACCCUCCGUUUUUGACAACCAUGGUGCAACCGGGAAGCCAAGCGGUGCACCCAGUGGCCGCUUAUCGUCAACCCAACGCAGGAAUCGUCAUUGGGCACCCGACAAGUAGAGCAGGAUACCCUAUGCCACCCACCUCUCUGGGUCGCUCGAGCAACGGAAGUGCAGUUUUGAACAAUAUCCCGACAUCAUAUGUGAAUAGCAAUAUGAACGCUUCCACGUCUAUAGCUUUAACUCAGAAACACCCAUCACAAGGGUUCAAUCAAGGACAAAACAUGCAGCAAAGAAACCAUAAACUGAGCAAUGGGAGUCUAACAGGAAGCACGACCAGUAGUAACGGGAGCACUAAGCUACCAGCCAAUCAUAAAUCUUUAUCUAAACAACAUCACCUGGCUAUGGGUGUGAACGGAGCUGUUGCAGGCAAUCAACGAGGUCGAAACGGAAACAACUCUAGACCCUACAUCCGAGAAGAGCAGGUGUGAUGUGAUGAAGGCCUAGAUUGAACUCAACUCCUCUGACAACCAACCACUAAUUAUGUAGAGAUCAUCCAUUGUUAGUAAUGAAAACAGUGCUUAUUUAUAACUUGUUGUUUAACUCGAUGUGCAGUUUUUACUUUAAAUCGAAAAUUAGACAUUCUCUCAUCUUCCUUAUUUUCGUAUUGAUAAAUUUUUGUUCCAAAUUUAAAACUUUUGCUUCAAA